Ostrinia nubilalis (European corn borer) is the source of this 1656-nucleotide messenger RNA. Its product is annotated as ferritin heavy chain-like. The record is from RefSeq and is a predicted model, not a curated record. NCBI's taxonomy places the organism in Eukaryota, Metazoa, Arthropoda, Insecta, Lepidoptera, Crambidae. Gene Ontology annotation, molecular function: ferrous iron binding; ferric iron binding. Gene Ontology annotation, cellular component: cytoplasm. Bases 215 to 850 code for a protein of 211 amino acids. Gene Ontology annotation, biological process: intracellular iron ion homeostasis; iron ion transport. The transcript has 5 exons.
GUCAACACGAGAUAGUGGUAUCGAUGCAUAAUUUAAUAAUUGCCAUUUAAAAUCACAGCCAUUGGUGCUUACAGUCAGUGCCCUUUGUUAUUUUGGUUGAUACAAGUCGCCUUCUGCACCAGUGUGUGUAAAGGCCUGGCUUUCGCGAGUACUCUGGAUUUUUUUUCAAAAUCUACUCUUACCUCGUUGUAUCUGUGAUUAUUUAGAAAUAAAUAUGACGACUUUCGUGCUUGCUGUCGCUUCUUUCCUGGCGGUGUGCGCCCCAGCAUUGGCUACACAAUGCAGCGAGGAUCCGGUGAGCAUCCCGAAGGAAUGGGUCACGAUGCAGAAAAACUGCACCGACUCUAUGCGUCAGCAGAUCCAGAUGGAGGUGGCUGCGUCGGUGCAGUACCUCGCUAUGGGCGCUCACUUCUCUCAGGACACUGUCAACCGGCCAGGUUUCGCCAAACUAUUCUUCGACGCCGGCUCAGAAGAGCGCGAGCACGCCUUGAAGCUCAUUGAGUACAUGCUCAUGCGAGGAGAACUCACCUCUGACGUCACUUCACUCAUCACCGUCAGGCAUCCCGAACGCAACCACUGGGCCAACGGCGUGGAGGCUUUGGAACACGCCUUGAAGAUGGAGCAUACCGUCACCGACAGCAUCCGAAAAGUCAUCCACGCUUGCGAGAGCGACAGCGAGUUCAACGAUUACCACCUAGUUGACUACUUGACCGCUGAUUUCUUGGAGGAACAAUACAAGGGCCAGCGUGACCUCGCUGGAAAAGCAUCUACCCUGAAGAAGAUGCUGGAACGCCACCCAUCGCUCGGCGAGUUCAUCUUCGACAAGAAACUCCUUGGCAUGGACAUUUAAAACGCCUGUGUUAGUAAUAAAAAAAACAAAUUUCAUUAGGAAAUUCCCGCGUUUUCCAUUUGAAAUACAUCAGAAACUAUGUUGUACCUACUAAAGUAGUAUAAAUUAAAUAUUAUUAAACUCCACUAUAAGGUUCAGUUGAAACAGUGUUGUUCCUGACAAAUUUAGGGUUGCCGUAUUCUAAUUCCAAAAUUGCCGUAUUUUUAAGGAAAACUAAAAAAAAUUGCCGUAUUGUACAAAAUGUUUAGUUGGAAGGUUUAAAUUAAAAAAAAUACAAGUGAUGUAUUAUGUACUAUGCGUGUACUACUUUUAAACUUACUUAUUUUAUUCGUCACUUAAAGGUUUUGAAUAGUUUAGUCCUAGAACCUACCCGAAUAAAAGUGAAGAAUCUACCAAAAUGAGGAACUAACGAUUUUAGACAUUAACAUCUCGGAGAUAAGGUUGCAUUUGGUUAAAUUCUGUUGACGUUUCUUUUAUAUGGUUCACAAGUUGGUGUGUUCCAUUAAAUGAAAUAUAUUUUUGAUUACUAAAACUCAUGAAAAACUCAUAAAACUCAACCUUAAUCAAUUGCCGUAUAUUUUGAUACGGUAAUGGAAGAGCUGCCGUAUACCGUAUUUAUGGUGCCUAGGAUGCCUAAAUGCCGUAUAUUACGGCAAUUGCCGUAUCAAGAACAACACUGAGUUGAAAGUCUAUUAGUUUCAAAAUACUAGCCAAACCUUGUAAUUUCCAACAUUACAUUUUUAUACUUUGUGUUAAAAAAUGGUUAUUAUUAUUUAUUAAAAAUAAAGUUUAACCAUCCAAUGAAA